Messenger RNA from Miniopterus natalensis, 490 nucleotides. Lineage: Eukaryota; Metazoa; Chordata; Mammalia; Chiroptera; Miniopteridae. The record is from RefSeq and is a predicted model, not a curated record.
AUGGCUUACCAUCCCCAUUCUUGCCUCAAGACCUGCCAGCCUUCUGGGCAAUUAAAUGUCCCCUUGGACAACCCAACCAACACCGAGGCCUUACAGUUCCAGGAGUUUCGCAUCUACAGAGACCAGAGCACUGCUGACCCCCUCAUCCCCUCCCGAGGAGACCCAGCUCGGAGCACAGGGUGUGACGCACACAUGGCUGUCCUCGGCCGUUUAGAUGUCAUCGAGGAGAAGGUGGAGAAGACGGUGGAGCACCUGGAGGCAGAAGUGAAAGGCCUGCUGAGCCAGCUGGAGGAGCUGGCCUGGAACCUUCCCCCCGGACCCUUCAGCCCAGCCCCUGACCUCCUGGGCGAUGAUCAUUUUUGAGCACCGGAGACCGAGUUGCCCAGCAGCUGGAAGUGAUACACCUGUGGGACAGCUCUCCUCUGAGCUCAGAGCCUUGCAUCUGGCCCUCCUUCCUCAGCUUUGUGCAAAGUAAAAGCGACUCCUUUGA